Messenger RNA from Osmerus eperlanus (European smelt), 1688 nucleotides. RefSeq names its product cholesteryl ester transfer protein, plasma (gene cetp). Gene Ontology annotation, molecular function: phosphatidylcholine binding; cholesterol binding; triglyceride binding. NCBI's taxonomy places the organism in Eukaryota, Metazoa, Chordata, Actinopteri, Osmeriformes, Osmeridae. Gene Ontology annotation, biological process: phosphatidylcholine metabolic process; triglyceride transport; triglyceride metabolic process. The transcript is spliced from 16 exons. Gene Ontology annotation, cellular component: high-density lipoprotein particle. Bases 151 to 1656 code for a protein of 501 amino acids. The record is from RefSeq and is a predicted model, not a curated record.
AAAAUCCCUGAGGAGGCUGUAGUUCUGUUGUUUAGUCCUCGUUUGACCAAUAUUUCAACAUUUCUCCUAUUGGCUAGGUACUUCAGUCUGUGUGUCCGGUGGAGGUAGUGUCAGAAGAAAUUAUCGAACAGUAGUCCAGUAUAGUUUACUAUGAUGUUGAUGGACAGGUGUGGGAAGGUUCUCUGUGUGGCUCUGGUGUCCCUGGUCAUGUUGGGAUUUACUCAGGCCUGUUUGGAUCCACAAUCAGCCUAUCGCUUCAGCGGAGCUGUCUGCCGACUCACCUAUCCUGCUGCUGUAGUCUUAAAUGAGAAGACUACCAAGGUGAUUGAGACAGCAUUCCAGCAUGCCAAAUACCCCAGUGUGGAGGGAGAGAAGUCUCUGCUCUUCACAGGAACAAUCAAAUAUGGCCUGGAAAAUCUGGAGAUCCACAACCUGAGCAUUGGUCAGAGUUUGUUUGAGCUGCAGCCAGGGGUGGGCAUCUCCAUGGAGAUACGUAAUGUCUCUGCAGUCUUCAGGGGAACCAUCAAGUAUGGUUACGGUAGCUGGCUCAUCAAAUUGGCACAUUCAAUUGAUUUUGAGAUCGAGUCUCAGAUAGAUCUGGGAAUCAACCCCAAGCUCUACUGUGGAAAGGGGAAGGUUGCUGCGGAUACAUCAGAUUGCUUCUUGAACUUCCAUAAGCUUCGUCUGCAUCUGCAGGGAGACAGAGAACCCGGCUGGAUGAAAAGACUCUUCACAGAGUUCAUCACCUUCACUGUAAAGCUGGUCGUCAAAAGCCAGAUUUGUAAAGAGAUCAACAAUGUGGCUAACAUCUUGGCUGACUUCAUACAGGAAAGAGCAGAGAAGUUUCUUAGUUACGGUAACAUAAGUGUGGACAUAGGUGUAACCUCUGCUCCGGUCAUCACCGCAGACUACAUAGAGUCAUACCACAAGGGUCUGACCAAUUACAACAACGUGACUGCAGUGAUCAACGCGUCGGUGUUUGACCCCUCCCAUCUGACGGAGGACCGCAUGCUCUAUUUCUGGCUCUCCGACGAGUUCCUCAACCCCGUGAUGACGGCAGCACACCAAGACGGCCUCUUGCGACUCAACAUCUCUGGCCCUGAGUUGAAUGAGCUGUUCCGGACAGAUCUUUCCUCCCCCAUGCCAGAAGUUCUGAGCAAGUAUCUGGCAUCUGAGACCCUCAUGCUCAGAGUCUGGAGUUUGUCUGAGCCCAAACUCUGUACCACUCCUCUGGGUACAACGGUCAGAGCCAUGGCGGGGAUACAACUGGCCCCUGGAGCCGAGGACACACCUGGACUGUACUUUGAGAUGGAGGUCGAGGUGAUUGUAACAGCAAGCUACUCUGAGAAGAAAGUGUACCUGAAAGCCAUGUCAUCACAAACUUCAGUACUGAAGGCCUCACUGCUCCCAGAUGUCCUACAGCUGGAUAAGGCUCAUCUUGAAUACUUCAAAGAGGCUGUCCAAAAAAUAGGCCUUCCCAAAGUCCUGUCUGUUCUAGAGCCAGUGAUCACAGGUCUUCUGGAUGAGCAGGGAACAUACCUGUUUGACAUCAUCGACCCUCAGGUCAUCCCUCAAGAUGGCUAUGUGGUGGUCCAGAUGGACUUUGGCUUCCCUCACCACCUGUUGGUUGAGUUCCUCAGGAAGACCCUGGAAUAGUCCACCCAUGGAAAAAUACAUUUAAAAUAUUA